This is a messenger RNA of Clonostachys solani, 1971 nucleotides long. NCBI's taxonomy places the organism in Eukaryota, Fungi, Ascomycota, Sordariomycetes, Hypocreales, Bionectriaceae. The record is from the annotation of a GenBank genome assembly.
AACAUGAUCUUCGCUGCCUGCUUUCUCUUGUUCCUCAACUUCCCGCCCGCCGCUGCGGCGGAUUGGUGGGAUGAUUUUUCCAAUAACUUCGCGACGGAUCUUGCCCCGCUUCUUUCGCUCUUUGGUGAGCAGGUCACCAAGCAAUUCCUCAGCGAAAGCAUUCAUUUCGUGGACUAUAUCAUCUUCGCGAUGGCCCCGAUCGGAAUACUGACGGCUGUUGUCUCCGUUAUUCGCACUUGUGGUAGCCCAUCGCUGCGUGCCUUCGUUGGCAGAGCGCAGGAAGGGAAGGGAGUCGCCGAGGCUGAACUGUGCUCCUCUACGAGUCGGGAUGUUUGCGAGCUUUACAACAACGGUGGAAUUGCGCGCGUCUUCGGGCGUCCAAAGAUACUCGAGAUUAUCUUUGACCCGGAAGAUCCAGAUUUCCAGAAGGAAGCAGGGAUCUACACAGUCAGGGACUACUUAAAAACUGAAAAGAGUGUAUGGGUGAAGGUGAAGCAGUCUGGUGUCUUUGCCGGACCUACCACCGACGUGGAGUCUGGUCCGCCAAAGAAGUCUGCGUAUGUAGACGGUGACGUUGAUUUGUUCGCACCAAACCUUUCUCUCAAUGUUGGGAUCAAACGACAGCAUACACACGUUUCCUGGAUCGUCGCCGGGAUGGGAUUUCUUAUGCAGAGUGGUGUUAUGUUGUUUGCAGGCAUUGCGACAUACUACCUGAAGUGGGAAAAGGACGACAAGCCUCCAAACAGCUAUUCAUGUCCUAUGACGUUCGCCGGUACAAUUCUAUUGGGAAUUGGGACAUUCUACUGUGCAUUUCUCGUUGGCGAGAGCACAGACGAGCAGUUUUUUAUGAAAAGAGACCUACCCAGCCCCAAAUCUAAGCAACGUCCAAUCAUGAUUUGGGUGCAGCCUGGAGGCCAGGUUCUGGGUGAUCAAACCUUUGAUCCCUUUUGCUACAGUGAUGAUGGAAAGCCAUUGGAACAGUACGUCACGUCGUGGAAGAAGCCAUCAGUUGAGUCGCCCUUCCGCGUUUGGGCUGCCAUCGGCGUUACUAUGCUUGGUUUUGUUCUUCAGUUUACCGGACUUCGAGGUAUACAUUCCGCAGUCUCCUUGGCCCAAAUUGCAGUAGUUCUGGCGAUGAGCAUGAUAAGAUCGUUACUCCGUACGCAACGGUUAAAGCUUGAGGACAAUAAGCUUGGAGGAUUUCCAGAUCAAGUAACCGGGUACGAGCUUGACUGGCUUGCGUUGCAUAUUGGCGAAGCAGAUAUUCAACAAGACCUGAAUCCACCGUCUCGCCAUUCUCGGUCGUCUUCUCCAUCUUGGAAAUUCGACAACAACAUGGAGUUGGAAUCCGUUCUUGGGUUAUGGGCUUGGUCACUAAUGUCUGACCGUGCAGUGGAGAAGAAAGAUGGGCUAAGUUCUCUCAUUCGAUCCCGAGCCCUCGAGGUUCCGGCGCGGCGGAUCGUUUCAACCGCCGAGGAAAUCGAAAUCCUUGAGGCAUGGCUACCUGACAACGUCUUCAAUCUCAAGGAGCAUACCUUUCAUUCUUGGGCUACACAAUCUGAGCCGGGUAGCCUAUGGGAGGAGUUCGACAGUAAGUACAGGCCCUUCCGGGGCCAACUAGAAGGAGACAUUAUUCAGCCAUCUGUUGUUCGGUUUUUUGGCUGGAACAUUCAUGUUAGUUCGAAUUUACAGGAUCGAUACAGGGAUUCUGGGACGUUGAAGAUGUUUUCCGCUCGCACGAGCGGCACCCUUGUGUCUUCUUGUGCCCACGAAAUUUUCGCAUCAUUUCUCGCGAGCGUUCUUGAUAAAGCCUCUGAACGGGAAGAUGCUAGAAUCGAAGUAGACGAUCUGGACUUCCGUCUAAGAAGCCCUCUAGUGGACAAAGUGGUUAAGGCAUUCACCGACAGUCAACUAGGCUCGACCGAAGAGGCAAUGUUCUGCGUCUUGCCACCCAUUAUAUCUAGACUUUAG